Messenger RNA from Topomyia yanbarensis, 4287 nucleotides. It is a transcript of the gene heph, whose product is annotated as polypyrimidine tract-binding protein 1. Gene Ontology annotation, cellular component: nucleus. The record is from RefSeq and is a predicted model, not a curated record. Gene Ontology annotation, molecular function: mRNA binding. The transcript is spliced from 9 exons. Bases 80 to 1609 code for a protein of 509 amino acids. Lineage: Eukaryota; Metazoa; Arthropoda; Insecta; Diptera; Culicidae. Gene Ontology annotation, biological process: regulation of RNA splicing; mRNA processing.
UUUUUUAUAUUUUGCAGCGAAACCAUCCCGUGUGGUUCACAUCCGCAACAUCCCGACCGAAUCCAGCGAGGUGGACGUGAUGCAUCUUGGCGUUCCAUUUGGCCGCGUGACCAACGUGCUGGUGCUCAAGGGCAAGAAUCAGGCCUUCCUCGAGAUGGCCGACGAGAGUGCAGCCACCAGCAUGGUUACCAUGUUCACCGCAACCCCACCGAUCGUCCGCGGCAGGACCGUGUACGUGCAGUUCAGCAACCACCGGGAGCUGAAGACCGAUCAGAACCAUUCGGCGGCGAACAUGUCACUGCAGUCACAGGACCUAACCCAGUCGCCGACGGGAUCUCCACUGCCGUUGGCUUUGGAACAUGCCAAUAGCAACUCAACCGGAUCGACCGGUGCAUCCCAGGGUGGUCCGAACACGGUGCUGCGGGUCAUUGUGGAAUCGCUGCUGUACCCGGUCUCGUUGGAUAUUCUCUACCAGAUAUUCCAACGGUUCGGCAAGGUGCUCAAGAUUGUCACCUUCACCAAGAAUAAUUCGUUCCAGGCUCUAAUCCAGUACCCGGAUGCACCGACGGCACAGCACGCCAAACAGACACUGGACGGUCAGAACAUCUACAACGGCUGCUGCACACUGCGCAUCGACAACAGCAAGCUGACCUCGCUGAACGUCAAGUACAACAAUGACAAAUCCCGGGACUACACUAACCCGACACUGCCGUCCGGGGAACCGGGUAGCGACGUGAUCGCCAGUGCCGGUGGUCUCGUAUCGGCCGGUGAUUUGCUGCUGUUGGCCGCAGGCCAACGGCCCCAGCUCACAAGGGAACGAUUAGUCAAAUUAGACAAAUCUCCCUAUUUUCUAGUGAAUGGAUUAGCGACUCCCGGGGUGAUUCCACCCUUUGGUCUAGGUCUAGGAUCGCCGGCCCUCGCUAGCGCCUAUGGUGGCGCUCUGCCGAACCUGGGCGCUUUCGCUCUGGCCUCCAACGGCGCCCUCGGAACACCGAACCCGGCUGUACUGCGAGGACUCUCCAACGUUUUGCUCGUCUCCAAUCUCAACGAGGAGAUGGUCACGCCUGAUGCUCUAUUUACCCUCUUUGGGGUGUAUGGUGAUGUACAACGUGUAAAGAUUCUAUACAACAAGAAGGAUUCAGCACUCAUCCAGAUGGCUGAACCCCACCAAGCGUAUUUGGCAAUGACCCAUUUGGACAAGCUCCGCAUCUGGAACAAGACGAUCCGUGUAAUGGCCAGCAAGCAUCAGGCGGUGCAGUUGCCGAAGGAGGGCCAGCCGGAUGCCGGCCUGACCCGGGACUACGCACAGAACCCCCUGCACCGGUUCAAGAAACCGGGCAGCAAAAACUACCAGAACAUCUAUCCACCGUCUGCCACACUGCAUUUAAGCAACAUUCCAGCUACCGUAACCGAGGAUGAGAUUAAAGAAGCCUUCACCAAAAAUGGCUUCGAAGUCAAAGCAUUCAAAUUUUUCCCAAAAGACCACAAGAUGGCUCUGAUACAGCUCAGCACGAUCGAGGAUGCCGUGUGCGCUCUGAUCAAGAUGCACAACUACCAGCUGUCGGAGUCGAACCAUCUGCGUGUCAGUUUCUCCAAAUCCAACAUCUAAAUGUGUAGCGCACUCUCUCCGACUACUACAUCACUAUUAUUACUAUUGCUUCUACUAGCGAAUACCGCAGUUUCAAAAUCUGCUCUCAAUAAACGCAUACACCUUACUAGCUAGCUACUGGAGUAUAGAUCCAACGGCGACGCAAACCCAUGAUUGUUUUAGUGAGUAGAGGGUUGGUUUGUAGUAACCAAUCGAUCGACCCAGUGCAUUAUGAGACUCUCUCUCUCUCUGAGACGACCCACCCUGAGUCGUCGCCGUCAUCAUCAUUUCCGUAGAUCUAUAUAACAAAAAAAAACCCAACCCUGGAUCAUCAUUCUGUGUGUUCAUCCUAACCCUGUGUUAGUGGCUGUCCGAAUCGAACUGAUAACGCCUACUGCGUCGUUGCGCCAUUGCUCUGCUGAAUCAACGGAACGGGCCAUUCGGUUUAAACAGAAGACAGAAGGAAAAUGGGGCUUGGCCAAAACCGCCGAAUCAAACAAAACACGAACACACGUGUGCACUCACAUUAAACAGAACCACUCCUCCGCAGUCAAAUGUGUAAAUUGUAUUAGAAUCUUUUUGCUAGAAGAAGAUGCGAAAAAAGCGUUAAAUGGGAACAAACUUUACCUAUAAACAAACAAACAAAAAACAAUCUUACGAGAAAUGAAAAAAGCAUUACUACACAGAAGAAAGACAGCAGGCGUGUGUGACAACAAAAUGACCCCGGAGAAGGAAAGAAACAAAAUCAGAUUAAAGUAGUUCGAAUAGCAUAAUGCGCAAGGGAGACAAACAGGAGAGCAGAAAUCAACAUAUUGAAAAAAAUAAAAAUAAAACAAACACAGAUUACUAUUUAAGAGCCGUAGAAAAUCGUAUUUAAAUGUACUAAACAGAAGAUUAUAUCUAGAGUCAAGAAAACUCAACAAAACUGAAUUACUAAGGCGAAGCAGAUAACAGUUGAACUUUUCACGAACGUACAGAUCUGAACUUAGAAGUCGAAAAAGAUGGAAAAAACUUUUUCUCCGAAUUUCAUGCGGUUAAUUGCGUUUUUUUUAAUUUUAUUAAACCUAACCCUACUACAAUUAAUUGGUGUUUAUUUUGUUUACUUCUCUAAUUUAAAACUAUAACGUACUGAAAAAUGGUGGCCGGUGAAGCGGAAAGCUUAGUUUAAGCUAUUCUUCUCUUUUGUCGUUCCACUGCUACGUAAGCCAGUCCCCCUAGCCUACGGAACUGUUGGCUUAAGGUAUCUCAUUUUCUUCAAAAGAAAACAAAUUUGUAGCGAUGAUCUGUGUGUUAGGUUUAUAUAGCAGGUGCGCGCGCGUACGGGGGAAGGAAACAAAAAAAAAUGUGCGCAGUUUCGAGGGAAAUCGAAGGAAAACAAUUUAUGUAUUAUUAAUUGAUAGUUAGCCUAGGUUAAACAUGCUAGUUUUUAUUGCUCUUUACUAUUUAAAUGAACAAGCAAACCAGCAAAUCAACCGGAAACGAAGGCAGAGUAACAUUGAGAAGAACAAAAAAACGAAUAAUUUUCAGUAUUGUUUAAUUAUUAGACAAGAGUGCGGUGGGAUGGAUGUUUGAGGUGUAAAAAGUUAGGUUAAAGAGUUAGGGACUUUAGGGGGGACACAAACACACACACAUGUGUCCACGUCCCGGUAGAUGUUAGUUUUUUUUCAUUUCUUUAUAUUCAAUGUUAAUUGUUUAAGUUGUAGUUAUUUAUGACAUUUUUUCCGUGUUAAGGUGUAAGGAGAAUUAUUUUUCUUAGUUGCAAUAGCUUUUACCCGGGGACGCCGCUGGCGAGAGGGACCCGCGUACAUACGCACUGGGCGAGGAUGAAAUCUCAGGUAUAGAACUGUUCACCCUCGACGAUUUUCUCCUGAGGAGAAAAUUAUGUGGCGACGCAAAAAAAGUUUACAUCGUACGUUCCUCGAAGCGAAUAAUGUUGCGGUGCCUCGAAAUGGAGACUGUCGAUUCAGAGUGCAGAAACCGCGCCGGGAAAUGUGAUUUGCUUUGUGAUCAGUUGACAGAUAAGAAAAUGGAAAGUGUGUAGGUAGUAGAACAAAAACGAUCACCAGCAAUUGGUUGAACUUUUCGUCGGGCCGUUGACAUUCUUUUCUAUGCUCCCUUCCUGAUUUCGCUAAAAAUGAUACGUUCUGUCGAUCAGAGCGUUAACACACACCUACUACAAAAGUUGAAUAAAUGAGAAAAAGUGUCAAAUCAAACAGGUGAAAAAGUAGACAGCAUCAACUCAGUAAACAUGCAAGUAAAAUCAAUCAUUUUGUAUAAGUCAUACUGCUGAAAACAAUCAUUCGCGAGAGAGAUACAUGACGCGUGACAAUUCAUCAAUGUGUAUAAACGACAGAACUAAUCAGCAUUGAAGAAAAAUCGCACACACAGAAAACCAAGUGCAAGAUACAUACUUACACACACACAUACACACACACACCCUAGGGAAAUAAGAGAUAAAUAGCCGUUGCAUUUUUUGAGCUUAUCGAAGAAAACCAACAGAAGUGGAUGAGAACACGUAUUAAAGUAAUUAUAUAUUAAAAAAUGGAGAAAUCAUAGAAAAAGUAACUAUAAAAAGUGGUGAUUAAAUCAUUAAACAGUUUUUUAUGAUUAUUAUGAUAAAAAGGUAUAUAAAACUAUAUAUUUAGAAUAUUAAUCUAUAUUAACAAGAGUAAAACCGAGGCAAGAGGCGAUAGUGAAAA